GGAGCAUUUGGGGGACUAUACAAUGAAGGCUAUAUUUUUGUCCAUCUUUGCCAUUUUUGUACUGUCUGCUUUUGACCAUGCAGACAGUAAUGCUUAUUAUGACAAGAUAUUGUCACACAGUCGCAUAAGGGCCAAAAAAGAGGGUCCAAAUGUCUGUGCUCUGCAGCAAGUUAUGGGGACCAAAAAGAAGUAUUUCAGCACUUGCAAAAACUGGUACCAAGGUGCAAUCUGUGGAAAGAAGGCGACUGUUCUGUAUGAAUGCUGUCCUGGUUACAUGAAAUUGAAUGGUCAACAGGGAUGUCCUGCAGUUGCUCCUAUUGACAAUGUAUACGGAACUCUUGGAAUUGUGGGGGCCACAGCCACACAAGAUUACUCUGAUAGGUCUGAACUGAGGAAGGAAAUUGAAGGAGUUGGGUCCUACACUUUCUUUGCACCCAGUAAUGAUGCGUGGGACUUGCUAGACCCUGAGGUCCGGGCAUCACUGCUAAGCAAUGUGAAUAUUGAGUUGCUGAAUGCUUUGCAUUACCACAUGCUCAAUAAGAGAAUGCUUACCAAAGACCUUAAAAAUGGAUUGACCCUUACAUCUAUGUUCAAUGACCAACCUCUUCUGAUUAACCACUACACAAAUGGGAUUGUCACAGUUAACUGUGCAAGAGUUAUCCAUGGUAACCAGAUCGCCACCAAUGGUGUUGUCCAUGUGAUCGAUCGUGUUGUAACAGCUGCUGGAAGCACCAUUGAAGACUUCAUUGACUCUGAAGACGAACUGUCAUCUCUUCGCGCAGCUGCUAUUGCUUCAAACUUGAUGGAGAAACUUGGAAAGCCAGGACAUUACACUCUGUUCGCUCCAACUGAUGAUGCAUUUGAAAAACUUCCACGAGGGGUCCUUGAGAGGAUCAUGUCCGACAAGAAGGCUGCUGAAGCUCUUGUUAACUUCCACGUCCUGGACAGUGUCCAGUGUUCUGAAGCUAUAUUGGGUGGAGCAAGCUUCGAUACACUGGAAGGAAGUCCACUACAGAUUGGGUGUGAUGGUGACAGCGUGACAGUCAAUGGCAAGAAGCUAGUGAACAGGAAAGAUAUUGUCACCAGCAAUGGAGUCAUUCACCUGAUUGAUGAGGUUCUUAUACCCGACUCUGCAAAGCAAGUUUUGGAACUUGCAGGAAGCCAGCAGACCACUUUCACUGACCUCAUGGCACAAAUGGGUCUGGCAGCCGCAUUGAAACCAGAGGCAGAAUACACUCUCCUGGCACCAUUAAACGAUGCUUUCACUCAAGAAACAUUGAAAAUGGACCAACGUAUCCUUAGGCUGAUUAUGGAGAAUCACAUUAUCAAGCAAAAAUUUGUCCUUAAUGGACUCUAUAAUGGACAAACAUUAGAAACUCUUGGUGGAAAAACUCUCAGAGUAUUUGUGUACCGUACGGCUGUGUGCAUUGAAAAUUCCUGCAUGCUUCGUGGAAGCAAAGAAGGAAGGAAUGGAGCUAUUCACACUUUCAGAGAGAUCAUCAACCCGGCUGAACAGUCAUUCUUCGAAAUCUUGCGCCUUGACAAGCGUUUCAGCAUUUUCCUAGACCUAAUCCAACAUGCUGAACUGAAAGAACUUUUGUCAGGAGCAGGAGCUUUGACCCUUUUCAUUCCAACCAACGAUGCUUUCAAGGGACUUAGCACUGAAGAAAUUGAAAUCCUAAAACGGGACAAAGUUACUCUUCAGAACAUCCUUCUCUACCAUCUGGCCCCAGGAGUAUUCAUUGGUGGUGGAUUUGAACCUGGUGUAACCAACGUAUUAAAGUCUAUCCAAGGAAGCAAUAUUAUGAUUAAGGCAAUAAAUGAUUCCAUUUCUGUGAAUGAUAUAUUCACAAAGGAAAAAGAUUUAAUGGCAACCAAUGGUGUAAUUCAUAUUGUAGAUAAGCUGCUGUUCCCCGCAGAUGCUGCUAUUGGUAAUGAACAAUUGCAGGGAAUUCUUAAUAAGAUCAUAAAAUAUUUCACAAUUAAGUUUGUCCGUGGCAGCACAUUUAAGGAAAUCCCUCUCACCAAAUACAUUACAACAACAAUUACAAAAACAAUUAUCAAAGAACCACUUACAAUCAAUAAAGUAAUUGGUGGUGGAUCUGGAACAAUUCGCAGAGUUAUUCAAGGACCAGAUGUGACUGUGGAACGUGAUGCUACUGUGACAAUAGAAUCAGGACAACCUGAAGUCAGAAUGAUUCCAGGAGGAGAAACAAGAGUGACUAAAAUAAUCCAAGGAGAACCCACCAUAACCAGAGUCACAAAAGUCAUAGAAGGCAGCCCAGAAUUCAGCCUGGUUAAGGAAGGAGAGACUAGAGUAACCAAGGUUAUUCAAGGAGAAACUACAAUUACUAAGAUCAGUAGAGUGAUUGGAGGUGAGCCAGAUUCUAAACUGGUAAAUGAAGGCGAAACACAAGUGACUAAAGUGAUCCAAGGAGGCCCUGAAAUAAAAUAUUCUCGCAUCACUACCAGUCUAGGAUCUGACCUGGAUGAUGCUGAACUCACAAGGAGACUAGAAGAUGAAGUAACCAGAGUGUCCAAGUUCAUUGAAGGUGAUUCACAAAUACUUGAAGAUGACGAGCUGAAAAGGCUUCUUCAGGGAGAACCUCAAGUUAGAAGAGCACAGACUGGAUUCAGAAGGGUACAAGGUCAACCACUGAGAAGGAAACUAAGAAGAAGUCACCAAUCCUAAAUCCAUGAGCUGGAACUGUUGUUGAAGAAUUACAAAAGAUUGACUCUUUAAGAAAUUUCAAGGCAUACACUGCCAUGAGAUAAGGAUGAUCCGGACUAUUUGACAUCUUGCACAAAUUGUUUCUACAUAAAUAAAUAAAAUGUUAUGUUCUAAAUUUUCAAAAGUAUAUAUAAAAUACUUGGCAAAAAGUAUUUUAUAUAGACAAUCAAACAAAAACAAAUCUGAAUGUAUCAAAGAAUAUGACUUGUUCAUAAUAUUUGACCCUCUGUUACAUGCCUUAUGUUGUCAUGUCUGGUUGUAUACCAAUUUUUACAAAAGAAUUCUAGACACAUCUAUGCCACUUCUUCAACAGUGGGUCAAUAUACCUUAUAGAGAAAUUGAAUCUCUGAAAUGUUAGUGUUCCUAACAGGAUUCUUUCUGUGUUUUAAACAUUCUACAUCAAAUGGUGCUUUUAUUUUUAUCCAAACCUGCAAAGCUAUUUUUUGGUACUAACUCAAAAGGGGUUAAUUUGUAAAUUAUGCCAUGUUUAUAACUCUGGUUUUAUAUGCAUAAAAUGAUAGAGUCAUUUGCUUUUUUUUAUCUCAGUUGUUGCAAUGCAACCAAGUAUACUAGGGAAGAAGUGUUUACUUUAAGUUCCAGUGCCUUUUCCUUAAAAGGAAACUAAUUUAAAUUGGGUUUUAGAUUGUGAAAGACAAAUCAUAUGUUUGUCACAAAAAUAUUGGAUGGAUUAUAAAUCUGGUGUGGGACUUUUAUGCUGCUUUUAUGACUGUUGUGCACCUUCAACAUGCUAGGAAGCCAGUGCUUGUCACUUAGAUACUGACGGCUUUUCAUUCACAAUCACUCUGGUGAAGACAGGUUCUUAAUUUGGUGGCUUAAUGAUAUGUCUACAAUUCCAGAAAUUCCAAAUUCUCAAAUAAAAAUGUAUUUAAAAAAAUAAACAAAAAUAUGAUUCUCUUUCACAUUCUAAAGUUUUGUUUUAGAAUAUUAGUUUCUACUUUCUUUGAAAAGAAAGCUAUUGGGUGUGUCUGUAUACCUCUGUUUCUUAAACAAAUACUCAAUAAAAAAUGUGGUUGAAAUACGA
Molecule: messenger RNA, 3773 nt
Organism: Pseudophryne corroboree (corroboree frog)
Lineage: Eukaryota; Metazoa; Chordata; Amphibia; Anura; Myobatrachidae
Gene: POSTN
Product: periostin
Exons: 26
Coding region: 23-2692 (889 amino acids)
Biological process (GO): cell adhesion; extracellular matrix organization
Cellular component (GO): extracellular matrix
Molecular function (GO): cell adhesion molecule binding
Source: RefSeq, a predicted model, not a curated record